GGAGAAGGGGGCGGCCGCCUGGCCGUCCGUCCGUCCGUCUGUCCGUCGCACGGGGAGCAGGAACGGAUACAAAAUACUAAUAAUAAUUAAAAAAAAAAAAAUCACAGCUCCGGUCUCCUCCGCCAGAGAUUUUUCCAUGUGGAGGUUGUUUCGAUGGACGUGCCCCCGUGUGCUUCUUAGGCAAUCGGCAGUUUCCUAAAGGUUGACCAUGGUUGCCGGGAUCCGCUCUCUUCUAGCGCUGCUGCUUUACCAGGUCCUGCUGGGCGGCUCGGCCGGCCUCAUCCCCGAGGUGGGCCGGCGGAGAUUCACCGAGUCGGGCCGCUCCACGCCACAGCGGUCAGAAGACAUCCUGAGUGAGUUUGAGCUGCGACUGCUCAACAUGUUUGGGCUGAAGCGGAGACCCAAUCCCAGCAAGGGGGCCGUCAUCCCGCCUUACAUGCUGGACCUGUACCGCUUGCACUCGGGCCAGCUGGAGGAGCCUGCCAUGGACUACCGGCUGGAGAGAGCGGCCAGCCGAGCCAACACCGUCAGGAGCUUCCACCACGAAGAAUCUCUGGAAGAGCUGCCCGAAGCAAGUGGGACAACAGCCCGCCGUUUCUUCUUUAAUUUAACUUCCGUCCCUAACGAGGAGUUUAUCACCUCAGCUGAACUUCAGGUUUUCCGGGAGCAGGUACGGGAAGCCUUGGACAACAACAGCGGUUACCAUCACCGUAUUAAUAUUUAUGAGAUUAUCAAACCGGCCACCGCCAUCUCUAAGGACCCUGUCACCCGACUGUUGGACACCAGGUUGGUGAAUCACAAUGCAAGUAAAUGGGAAAGCUUUGAUGUGACCCCAGCUGUAACGAGGUGGAUUGCACAAGGACAGCCCAACCACGGCUUUGUGGUCGAAGUGGUUCACUUGGAAGAUGAGAGAGGUGUCUCCGAGAGGCAUGUGAGGAUCAGCCGGUCUUUGCAUCAAGACGAACAGAGCUGGCCUCAAAUAAGGCCCUUAUUAGUAACUUUCGGCCACGACGGCAAGGGACACCCUCUCCACAAGAGAGAGAAGCGUCAGGCGAAACACAAGCAGAGGAAACGCCUCAAAUCGAGUUGCAAAAGACAUCCUUUGUACGUGGACUUCAGUGAUGUGGGGUGGAAUGACUGGAUUGUGGCCCCUCCAGGGUAUCACGCCUUUUACUGCCAUGGAGAAUGUCCUUUUCCACUGGCGGAUCACCUGAACUCAACAAAUCAUGCCAUCGUUCAGACUUUGGUCAAUUCAGUAAAUUCCAAAAUCCCCAAAGCGUGCUGCGUGCCCACGGAACUCAGCGCCAUCUCCAUGCUCUAUCUUGACGAGAACGAGAAAGUUGUCCUAAAGAACUAUCAAGAUAUGGUUGUGGAGGGCUGUGGAUGCCGUUAGCACAGCAAAUAAAGAUAUAUAUUAGACAAAAGCAAAAAAAAAAAAAAGUUGACACUUUAAUAUUUCCCAAUGAAGACUUUAUUUAUGUAAUGAAAUGGAAAAAAAAACACAGCUAUUUUGAAAAUAUAUUUAUGUCUACAAAAAGAAGUUGGGAAAACAAAUAUUUUAAUCAGAGAAUUAUUCCUUAAAGAUUUUAAAUGUAUUUUAGUUGUACAUUUUAUAUGGGUUUAACCCCAGCACAUGAAGUAUAAUGGUCAGAUUCUUAUUUUGUAUUUAUUUACUAUUAUAACCACUUUUUAGAAGAAUAGCUAAUUUGUAUUUAUAUAUAAUCAAAAGAAAUAUAGGGUUUGUACAUAAUUUUCCAAAAUUGUAGCUGUUUCAGUUGUGUGUAUUUAAGUUGAAAAGUAUACAUGGAAGGUUACUAUGGCAAAGUGCAUGGCACGUUUGCUUUUUGCAGUGCUACUGUUAAGGUCACAAGUUCAAGUCCAGAAAAAAAAAAAGUGGAUAAUCCACUCUGCUGACUUUCAAGAUUAUUAUAUUGUACAAUUCUCAGGAAUGCUGCAGGGUGGGCUGUCCAAUCCAUGAGAACUGGCAUCCUUGUUAGGUGGAAUAUUUGGAUAAGAACCAGACGUUGCUGAUCUAAUAUAAAUACUGCUAUCCCCCCACUAAUUCGCAGAAUGAAUACAGCAGGGCCAAUAGAAAUCUUUAUGAAAAUGUUCAUUGAACCUGGUUUGGACCCACAGGAAAGUGAAUGAUGGUUUUUGUUCCUCUUUCCUUAAAUAGUGCUCCCUUGAAAUCGCCGUCCCGGCCAAAGUAUUAAAUAAAAUGUAAGAUCUCUUUAUCGUUGAUAUCGUGGUUAUGUAUGUGUAAAACGGAUUUCUACUGGCCCUUGUCUUAACAGUUGGGAAUAAGACUUUUUUUUUUUUUUUACCUCAAAUGGGUGCGCGUUUUGCCGUGAUGGGCACCAUCUUCAAAAUUUCACCCUCAGCACAGCACAAUAUUGCUGUCUACAGUUUCUGUCUCCCCCGCUGCUGGUUUUGCUGUCUGUCAGAUUAGCUUGCUUUUCUUUCAAAGAUUUUGUGUUUGAGAGCAUUCUCCAACUGUUAAACCUAUUUCAGAUAAUAAAUAAUGGAGCUCUGACA
Messenger RNA from Ornithorhynchus anatinus (platypus), 2535 nucleotides. It is a transcript of the gene BMP2, whose product is annotated as bone morphogenetic protein 2. Gene Ontology annotation, cellular component: extracellular region. The record is from RefSeq and is a predicted model, not a curated record. Gene Ontology annotation, biological process: negative regulation of transcription by RNA polymerase II; BMP signaling pathway; SMAD protein signal transduction. Bases 209 to 1393 code for a protein of 394 amino acids. The transcript has 3 exons. Gene Ontology annotation, molecular function: cytokine activity; BMP receptor binding; growth factor activity. Lineage: Eukaryota; Metazoa; Chordata; Mammalia; Monotremata; Ornithorhynchidae.